AAAAGGGUAGAGAUCUGGUUGUCUUAAUAUCAUUGAUCUUCUGUUUUCCAAUUGCCUAAUUCUGUAGCUGUAAUACAUGCAUUAGAUUAAAAGUUAUCACAAAAUAUCAGUGGGUUCCACAAGUGCAUGAAGUGUCAUAGGAUUUCACUGCUAUCUAUACUAUACAUACAUAUCAAUCAACUAAGAAUUGUAGGAUUAUAGAAACAAAAAUUUUCACAUUGAGAGCGUAUUGCAUUGAAAAGUGAUGGAGAAGGUUAGUGGAGAAAACCCCACAAAGAUUAACAAAUAUGCUUGUGCUUGUGCCAUUGUUGCAUCCAUGAUAUCUAUCAUCUUUGGCUAUGAUACUGGUGUGAUGAGUGGAGCAAUGAUCUUUGUCAAAAAAGAAUUCAAAAUCAAUGAUGCAAAAACAGAAGUACUAGCAGGGAUCCUAAAUCUAUGUGCUUUAGUUGGCUCACUUUGUGCUGGAAGAACCUCUGAUUAUAUUGGCCGACGUUACACCAUAGUGGUAGCUUCCUUAAUUUUCUUGUGUGGAUCCGUUAUAAUGGGAUACGGACCAAGUUACCCGAUUUUAUUAUUAGGCCGAUGUGUUGCUGGAGUUGGUGUAGGUUUCGCGCUUAUGAUUGCACCGGUUUAUUCAGCAGAAGUUUCAUCUCCAUCAUCGCGUGGAUUCCUAACGUCACUGCCAGAAAUUGGAAUUAGCACUGGGAUCUUACUUGGUUAUUUGUCUAAUUAUAUUUUUUCAGGAUUGCCUCUGAGACUUGGCUGGAGAAUAAUGUUAGGAAUUGCAGCAAUUCCUUCACUUUUCUUGGCAAUUGGCAUUUUAAAAAUGCCCGAGUCCCCUAGAUGGCUCAUCAUGAAAGGCCGUCUAGGAGAAGCCAAGAAAAUAAUGUAUAAAGUUUCUAACGACCCUCAAGAAGCUGAAUUCCGAUUGAGGGCGGUUAAACAAGCUGUAGGUAUCGAUGAAAAUUGUGAUGAUGACAUUGUAGAGAUUCCGGAUUCAGCAAAGUCACAAGGCGAAGAUAUUUGGAAAGAAUUGCUGCUAAAACCAACCCCAUCACUUAGAUGGAUUUUAAUUGCUGGUGUGGGGAUUCAUUUCUUUGAACAUGCAACUGGUAUUGAAGCUGUGAUAUUGUACAGUCAUAAAAUCUUUGACAAAGCAGGGGUUCAUGACCAUAAGCACCAAAUUCUUGCAACAGUUGGUGUUGGAUUAACUAAGUUUACUUUUAUAGUGGUGUCCACUUUCUUGAUUGACAAAGUUGGUAGGAGAAAAUUGUUGUUGACAAGUGUAAGUGGCAUGGUGGUGACAUUAACUGGACUUGGGAUUUUCUUGACUGUAGCAGAGAACUCUGGUGGCAAACUUAUUUGGGCUUUGGUGCUUAGCAUAAUUACAACUUAUGCAUUUGUGAUGUUUUUCAACAUUGGGCUUGGCCCUGUUACUUGGGUAUAUAGUGCUGAGAUUUUCCCUCUUAAGUUCAGAGCUUUGGGAGCUGGAAUUGGUGUUGCAGUUAACAGGUUGAUGAAUGCUACAGUUUCUAUGAGUUUUUUGUCAAUUUCUACAGCAAUUACAACAGGAGGUGCAUUCUUCUUGUUUGCUGGGAUAUCAGUGGUGGCUUUGACAUUUUUUUACUUUUUCUUGCCUGAGACUAAAGGAAAGUCUUUGGAAGAAAUGGAAGCUGUUUUCACUAGAGGCAGACGUUCUGAGAAUGUUAACAAAGAGGUGGAGAUUGGAAAAUGUUAGUGGCUUCAAUUAUUUAUUAUGCUUUAAAUUUUUGUAUGGCUAUCCCAAGGCAUAGCCAGUUUUAAGAUUGGACGAAGGAGGAGGGUUGCCUUAGGUUGACGACUAGUGUAGAAAUAGUUAUGUUUUUAUUUACUAGUGGACAUAUUUCAAGGGAAGAAUUUUCCGACUUCGCUCCUAUAUAUGUCAAAAUAUUGGAAAUAAAAUUCUCUUUCACUAUAAAGGAAAAGUAAU
Messenger RNA from Lycium barbarum (goji berry), 1969 nucleotides. RefSeq names its product probable polyol transporter 6. Gene Ontology annotation, cellular component: membrane. Gene Ontology annotation, molecular function: myo-inositol:proton symporter activity. NCBI's taxonomy places the organism in Eukaryota, Viridiplantae, Streptophyta, Magnoliopsida, Solanales, Solanaceae. The transcript is spliced from 3 exons. Gene Ontology annotation, biological process: transmembrane transport. Bases 245 to 1738 code for a protein of 497 amino acids. The record is from RefSeq and is a predicted model, not a curated record.